AUGGCACGACUACCAUCACCCCACAGUCGGUAUACCAAGCACUGGACUCAGCGCAGCCCCAUGUACCGCCGAAUUGCCAUGCUCUUGCAGAUGGUAACCUAUACUCAACUACUAUGCGAGAUGGCCGCCAAAAGACGAGGAGGCGAACGCAGCAGAUGGCGCGUUAUCGUCCUCCUCGAAGCUAUCAAAGCCAUCUGUCGUCUUUUGCUGCUUCGAGUCACUCGCGCCCGUCCUAUCGUCACGCCAGUCCUACCCGAGCGGGAACCCAUUCCGGAAGAGCCAGAGUCGGAGGAGGACACCGGCCUGAAGGAGCUGAUGGGCGAUUCGGCCAAUGGUCAUGCCUCCGAAGCUGGGGAUGAAGCCCCCAAGCCCCACGAGAAAGAUUGGUCGAUGCCCAGAACUGGCAUGAGUUUACCCUCUUUACCGAAUGCCGGUGACAUCAGUGGCUACCUGUUGAGCAAGGUCUUAACCGCUGACGAUGUCAAGCCAGCGGCAAAGCUGCUGAAUCAACUUCAGGGUAGCGCGCAGGCAGCCGAAGUGCUUCACAUACUUGCACCAUUCGUGUACGCUGUCGCACUCUCAAGGAGCAAGAACAAGAAAUCCUGGACACCGUGGCUUGUUGGGUUGACCGUCGAAUACGCGGCUCGCCAGCUGAGGGACCGUAGUUUCAGGACUACGCCUCUAGAACGCGACGAAUGGAGCAAGAGAGGCUGGGCCAUGGGAUGGUGGACAAUGCGUGGGGCAUUUUAUGAGAACAUUAUGAAGGGCGUCGUUGGAGGCGUCAGAUCAAGGGUACCUGGGAUCAUCGGUGGCAUCCUGGAGGACUAUGAGUAUCUGUGGGAAAAUUACUACUUCAGCACCAGCGCUUGA
Colletotrichum chrysophilum is the source of this 870-nucleotide messenger RNA. RefSeq lists its product as uncharacterized. Lineage: Eukaryota; Fungi; Ascomycota; Sordariomycetes; Glomerellales; Glomerellaceae. The coding region runs from base 1 to 870 and encodes 289 amino acids. Gene Ontology annotation, cellular component: peroxisomal membrane. The transcript has a single exon. Gene Ontology annotation, biological process: peroxisome organization. The record is from RefSeq and is a predicted model, not a curated record.